UUGAAAUCAAUGAAGAAUAAAUAAAAAAAAUAAAAGUUGUUGAAAAAUAAUUAAAAAGCAGUAUUAAAAACAACGAAAAAAAAAUUUAAAAAAAAGUGAACGAAAUAAAAAUUGAAUAAAAAUGAGUAUAAUUCAUUCGCUAAUGGUGUCAGCGGUUGAAAUGUCGCCCGUUGUUGUGGCAAUCGCAUGUAUGGGAGCGAUGGUGAUGCUGUUUAUCAAAGCUGCUGUGAUGCUCCGCAUGCAGAAUGACGAAACAAUGCAUCAAUCACACUCUAACAACAGCAACAGCGUCCGAGUUCCUCGCCUGAAAAUGACACGAGUUCACAUCCCAUUCACAUUUCGCUUACUGGAGGGCGGCAAUACCAGCUGUGAUGAAGUUAAGUUUGCCGUUACAAGUCAAAUCAAGUACACGAUGCAGGCUUUCUGGGUAGUUUCGAUUCGGGAAUUGCACGUUUCGCUAUGGAGACCAUGGAAGGAACUGCAAGAUGCUCUCAAAGAAGUUAACGGCACUAUUCUGGAGGCAUCGCAUUGUCAGAAAUUAGCGGCAGAUAUAAGAGGUCAAUCUCCUCACAACGAAGUAGUAAUUAAGUUAAAAUCCCCGAAGCCACCGCUAGUAUUAGGAGCUCCUCCGCGUCUUGCAUAUCCAUUAGUUGUCUUCUUGAUCCGCGACGAAGACAGUGAUAAUUUAACACAUCCAGACGAGACAGUAGUUUUAGUGAAUAUCGUGCACUUGCGGGAUCCCGUAUGUCCAUUACCAACGUCAAUUCUUGCGCAGUAUCUGAAGCAAUCGAGUGGGCAACUGUCGUGUCUGAAGCAACUGUACUUAGCCACAGGCGAUUCGAUGGCAGCUGAUGAAAAAGCAGCUCAACAAAAUGGUUCACUUUCGUUAGCAGAACCCGUUUCGUGUGCCGGUUCGACGGGCCCUCUUUUGUGUUCAGAUAGUGCUGUCAUUCGAGACGGGCAGCAACAACAACAGGACCAACUUUGUGUCGUUUGUCAAUAUUUCCCGCUGUCACGAGCCCUUCUUCCGUGCCGACAUACUUGCAUCUGCGCCGUUUGUUUCUCUAAACUUGAUCGUUGUCCCAUGUGCCGCGCACCGAUUACGAGCUACUUUUGCAUACGGUCCGAAGAUUAUGUGCCGCCGAAUAUGCUGGAGCAGCAAAUUAGCAAAGAUAAAGGAGCAGGAAACGGGACAGUUCACUGGUUGGAUGCCUUAAAUGAUCGACUUACGGACUUUUUGGGAUUCAGAUAAAAUUUUAAUGAAAAAAAAAAUUAAGAAGAAGCGAAAAAAUAAAUAAUGAUAAUUUUUGUACUGAUAGUGAGUAAUUUAAAAAAAAUAUAUAAAAUGACUGUGUAAUCCUUGUUAAGUUGAUUUUUUUGAAAAAAUUAAUGAAACAAAAAAAUCCAAUCAAAAAUGUUUGAAUUUAAAGUUUCCCCCUAAAUAUUAAUGUUAGCUAGAUAUUUAUUUUGUGAAAUAACUUUUAAUUCUUAAAUAAUCACAAUUUAUUUUAUUUUACUACUUAAUUCGAUACUGAUUACCAUCACAGCAGUCUACAUCACAUUUUUAGCACGUUAAUCAUUUUUUUGUAAGACAAAAGUAUUUAAAGACGAAUAAAAUUCCUAAAAAAAAUCAAUUUAAAAUAAUAAAGAGAGAAACUUUAGACUUGCCUGUGAUAAAGACGAAGCAUCAGUAAAUAAAAAAAAAACAAU
Culicoides brevitarsis is the source of this 1710-nucleotide messenger RNA. Its product is annotated as cell growth regulator with RING finger domain protein 1-like. The record is from RefSeq and is a predicted model, not a curated record. Gene Ontology annotation, biological process: negative regulation of cell growth. The transcript is spliced from 7 exons. Lineage: Eukaryota; Metazoa; Arthropoda; Insecta; Diptera; Ceratopogonidae. The coding region runs from base 122 to 1252 and encodes 376 amino acids.